GUACCAGUGCACUUCGUUACCGUGGUAAUAUUGUGUCCCGUGAUAGAGACAGUUUCUUUUCGAAAAUAAACAAAUCAGCCUAGUUAUAUAUAUUUGUCAUUCCAAAUCGUGCUAUCUCGGUUAGGUUACACGAAGCGUAAAAGUGAAUCGAUGAAAUAUCGAAGCUUACGAAAGUACGAAACGAGGCUGUGUUCACUUAGAAACUAAUGAGACAUUCGAGGGGUUAAUAAAUCGACCCUUCGCAGCGAAGAUUAUUUAUUACACGAAUAUACAAGUUACGAGUAGAUUAAUAAUUGUGAGAAUCGGAGCGACCGUUUGACAUUUAAGCGUAGCUAUAACACAUGCGACACCGAUAGAUAAAUAUUAUGAAGUUCGACGAGCAUAAAAUGUCCGACUUCUAUCGGCAAGUUCUAUCGAAAAGUUUCAUUCUUAAAGCGUUCGCGUUGAUGUUGCUUUUUGUAUUCUCGGACGUGAGGCAUCAAUUGCGGUCCUUGUUCCUACCUCGAGCACUUUCCACCGAAGACAAGUUGCAGUACAACUUCUACCCGGUCGCGAGCGGACAACUUCAAUUCCGGGUAAAGACGCCUAAUGAUGCUCACAUCGCGCUCACCACGGGCCCUGAAGAGGCGGACCCCAUGUAUGAGGUCUUCAUCGGUGGAUGGAGCAACAGCAAGUCCGUGAUCCGUAAGAACAGAGCCAAACCAGAGGCCGCGGAAACGGAGACACCCGGUAUUCUGAGCGGCGACGAGUUUCGUGGAUUUUGGAUCAGAUGGGGCGACGGCGCGAUUUCCGUAGGUAAAGAAGGCGAACCAAGCUCGUUCCUCACGUACACCGAUCCAGAGCCGUUCGGAAUCGGUUACUUUGGAAUUUGCACCGGCUGGGGUGCUUCUGGCGAAUGGCUGAUCGAAGGACACGGCAAACUAUCGACGCGGAAUGAGUUAGUCUACGCGUUUCGUAACGUGAGGGGUGGCGCGGUCCUCGUCGAGGUGAGAGCAAAGAGCAACGCGCACAUCGCUCUGACAAAUCGGAAAGCCGAAUCAAGCCCAAUGUACGAAAUUAUGCUCGGUGGCUGGGAGAACACGGCGUCGGUCAUCAGAUAUGAUCGCAAACAGCCCGAUAAGGUGCGCACGAACACGCCAAACCUACUGAACGAGAACGAUACCAAGAAGUUCGCGAUCUCUUGGCUCGACGGCCUUAUCACGGUCAGGGUUGGCGAUCUUAACGGUCCUGCGAUCAUGGAAUGGCAGGAUCCGAAGCCAUUUGGCGUGAGCUACGUGGGUGUGCGUACCGGUUGGGGCGCAACCGGAAAAUGGAAGCUUCGGUCCGCGCUGUACCCGCCCCGUCCGGUUCCCGGUUCUAAAAAUACGAAUCCGUCGGCCCCUCCUCCACCUGUGCAAGGUUUGGAAAUGGGAGAAGUCUGCUGGUGCGACGCAUCCGGUGGAAUGGUACCUCCAGGUGCCGUGGAAGGCGGCAGAGACGACGAGCCUCUGUUCGUAGGAAGAGCUUACCACGAGGGUGCACUUUUACCAGGAAAAGUGAAGCCAGGCCAUGCUGUCUGCUACGUUGCCUGGGGUGGUCAGGAGCAUGGAAAGACUGAAUACCAAGUUCUCUGCGGCUGUAAUCCUGCGUGGGUGCCAACGAGCGGAAAUAACAUUCCUCCCAAUGCGAUUCCCGGUGGUGAGUCCGAAGAUGGGGAAGCCCUGUACGUAGGUCGCGUCAAUCACGAGGACACUGUGACGAUCGGCAAGGUGCAACCGUCUCACAGCGUCUGCUACAUAGCGUUCGCCGGCUCUGAAGUUGCCUUUCCCGAUUACGAGAUCAUGGUCUCACAGUAAUCGACGCGUUAAUCACACCGCGAGAUAACAGAUUUGAAAGUUGCUCCGACUUGUCGAUGAACCCUCUUGCGAUACUUUGAAUGAUCCUAUUCCUGAUCCUAUCCCAGCGGAUUAUACGUAUUUCGUAUACUUUUCCUCGCGAAAAUCCGUCCCACUGGUAACAGCGAAUCGAAAUAUUUACGAUCAAACAAUGUUAUUUACUCGAAAAAGCGAAUCUCGAUAAUUGUUGGUAUCUUAUUGUAGAGAUAGAUGGGAUAUAGAACAAGGUUACGAGAAUCUCAUAUGUGUGUAAACUAGUCUAGUUAAAAGCAGGCGGAUAUUGAUUCACGUUCAUCGAUCAGUCGGUGUAUUAAUAUACGUAUAUUACAACGGAAUAUACUUCCGCACAGAUUCGCAAUUAAAAUCACGAUGUGUAAGCGCAGAUCAAAUCGGCAAUACGCGUAGUUCGGCUAUGUAUGUUAAUUACUUAUCGUUAACUCCAGUUCGAGCAUUUAUGCCGUUUGAACAGUGGUUGCCUUUAACUCGUCUUCGGAACGAGAGUAUCGCAAAGUAUAUGUAUUCGACAGCUACAUAGUUUUAUAACGCACGACUAUUUUUCGCUUUCUUAAAAUCGUUAUUUUUAGAUUCUAUAUUGUUACGAAACAAUAAAUACUUCCAAAUGAA
Molecule: messenger RNA, 2498 nt
Organism: Hylaeus anthracinus
Lineage: Eukaryota; Metazoa; Arthropoda; Insecta; Hymenoptera; Colletidae
Exons: 8
Coding region: 366-1835 (489 amino acids)
Source: RefSeq, a predicted model, not a curated record